CAGCACACGAGUAAACAACACGCAGCUCGGAGCUAGCUCACCGCUAGCUCACCGCUUCGCGCUUUGAAUGAGGAAAUUCAUGUUUUAAAAGGAUAUUUCUUGUUUACAAUAUCUGGACAUCUCUCUUUGGAAACGCGCCACUUUUGAAAACUUCGCACUCAAGAUGCCUGUUCAGUGCAGCAGCUGUCGUGAGAAGCGUGCUGUGCUCAAACGUCCAAAAACGGGCCACUCGCUGUGUAAGGAAUGCUUCUUCUGGGCCUUUGAGGAGGAAGUGCAUCAGACCAUCAAGGCAGCGGAGCUGUUCAAACCGGGGGAGUCUGUAGGAAUCGCUGCCUCUGGAGGAAAAGAUUCCACUGUGCUCGCACACGUCAUGAAGCUCCUCAAUGAGCGAUACAACUAUGGCCUUGACCUCAUGCUUAUCUCGGUGGAUGAGGGAAUCACAGGUUACAGAGAUGACUCGCUGGAGACCGUGAAGAGGAACCAGCAGCAGUACGAGCUGCCGCUCAAGAUCGUGUCAUACGAGGAGCUGUACGGAUGGACUAUGGACGCUAUAGUGAAGCAGGUGGGACUGAAAAAUAACUGCACUUUCUGUGGAGUGUUCAGACGACAGGCUCUGGAUAGAGGAGCCAUCAUGCUGAAAGUGGACAAGAUAUGCACAGGUCACAACGCUGACGACGUGGCUGAAACGGUUUUGAUGAACGUUUUACGAGGCGACAUAGCCCGACUGCGCCGCUGCACCGCCAUCUCCACAACUAGUGAGGGCGACGGGGUCGUUCCACGCUGCAAGCCCCUCAAGUAUGCUUACGAAAAGGAGAUUGUCCUGUACGCCUACUUCAAGAAGUUGGACUACUUCUCCACUGAAUGCAUCUACUCCCCUAAUGCGUACCGUGGCCAUGCAAGGACUUUUUUAAAAGACCUGGAGAGCAUCAGAUCCAGCUCCAUAAUAGACAUCAUCCACUCCGGAGAGAACCUGUCCGUGCGGGACGGGGUGAAGAUGCCCGUUCAGGGAACCUGCAGCCGCUGCGGAUACAUCUCCAGCCAGGCGCUUUGCAAGUCCUGCGUGCUGCUGGAGGGGCUGAACCGGGGUCUGCCCAAGCUGGGUAUCGGCAAGCAUCACCGCCUGCACGACAAACUGCUGUCACAGCAGCCACUCACCGAGAAGGAGGAGAGGAAGCUGAAAUCAGUAGACUUUUGAUGGUUGUCUGACACUUAACAUGUAGGGUAUAUAAUGACAUUUUAAACAGACUGUUUUUUUUUUUUUGUUAUUUCUGCAUUUUUAUGGAAAAAGACAGCUCAAAAACCAAAUUUGAUAUUUUUGUUUUUUUUAAUGGGAUAUUUGUUGAAUUUUUCAGCUUUUCCGUUCAGAAGUCUUGACAAAAUCCGGGGCAGGUGCAGCAAUGAAAGUAACGUUACUGCAGUUUUAUAGCAGCAAAAUGAAAUUACUUGUAUAAAUGUGAUACCAUUAAAGAACAUCUGAUUUUGACAUUUAUCUAUUUAUGUUGUGAUUGGGUUUCUGUAUAAUUUGCUUCAGCUUCAUGCUUCAAUUUGAUUGGGGGGAAAAAAGCUUUAUGUUUUUAAACACACCUUUCAGGCCAUUGCAUUCAAAUAGUCAGCAACUGUGGCACUGAGGAAACACCCGAUGACUGUCCCUUCUGCUGUAUUUUGGUUCUUUCUGUUAAACUUUAUGAUCCCCAUCCCCCCUCACUUACGGUGAAUGUUUCCAUUCAUGGUCACAUUACAGUGUCUUAUAAAGUAUUAUUUAAUAAAUACAUAUA
This is a messenger RNA of Salarias fasciatus (jewelled blenny), 1775 nucleotides long. It is a transcript of the gene ctu1, whose product is annotated as cytosolic thiouridylase subunit 1 homolog (S. pombe). Gene Ontology annotation, molecular function: tRNA binding. The coding region runs from base 164 to 1195 and encodes 343 amino acids. Gene Ontology annotation, cellular component: cytosolic tRNA wobble base thiouridylase complex; mitochondrion. Gene Ontology annotation, biological process: tRNA wobble position uridine thiolation. The record is from RefSeq and is a predicted model, not a curated record. NCBI's taxonomy places the organism in Eukaryota, Metazoa, Chordata, Actinopteri, Blenniiformes, Blenniidae. The transcript is spliced from 3 exons.